Doryrhamphus excisus (bluestripe pipefish) is the source of this 5938-nucleotide messenger RNA. RefSeq names its product histone deacetylase 4. Gene Ontology annotation, molecular function: histone deacetylase activity. NCBI's taxonomy places the organism in Eukaryota, Metazoa, Chordata, Actinopteri, Syngnathiformes, Syngnathidae. Gene Ontology annotation, biological process: negative regulation of transcription by RNA polymerase II. The record is from RefSeq and is a predicted model, not a curated record.
AGGGGAGAGGCAGCCGGAGGGCAAACCAAAGAGACUGAGUGGGAAAGCGCUCUCUUCCCACUAGGAAAACAAGAUUUGUCUGCUGUGCUUUGGGCUGCAAGCAGACUUGAGCUGUGAGUUACACUUUUGCCUCCGAUACUGUACUCUUCCACAAACACACAUUUGCUCCAAUCGGACAGCAAAGCACAACUGAUGGUUGACGUGAGUACAGCAGCACUGCCCACGCAGGUGCCCCCCACGGCCACAACUAUCCUCCCUAUGGACCUGCGGUUGGUUGACCACCACCAUCAACAGACCCCUUAUGGAUUACAUCCCCAACCACAACCAACAGCACCAACAUCCACCACUUCUGAUGAGCCAGGCAAUGGGCCAGUCGUUAACCACCAAGCGCAGCAGCUGCAGCAGGAGCUGGUGGCUCUCAAACACAAGCAGCAGCUCCAGAGACAGUUACUUAUCGCAGAGUUUCAGAGGCAGCAUGAACAGCUGUCGAGGCAACAUGAAGCCCAGCUGCAUGAACAUAUCAAGAACCAACAGGACUUAUUGGCAUUGAAGCACCAGCAAGAGCUGUUGGAGCAUCAGAGGAAGAUCGAGCAGCAGCGUAAUGAGAUGGAGUUGGAGAAGCAGCACCGGGAACACAAGCUCCAGCAGCUCAAAAACAAGGAGAGGGGACAAGAAAGUGCGGUUGCCAGCACAGAGGUAAAGAUGCGACUACAAGAGUUUGUCCUGAACAAGAAGAAAGCCUUGGCUCAGCGAAACCUAAACCACUGUUUGUCCAAUGAUCCACGUUACUGGUAUGGGAAAACGCAACACAGCUCUUUGGACCAAAGCUCGCCUCCCCAAGCAGCUUUGUCAGCGUACCACCAUCCAGUGUUAGGUGCAUACGACUCAAAAGAUGACUUCCCACUACGCAAAACAGCAUCUGAACCCAACCUGAAGCUUCGUUCCAGACUAAAGCAGAAGGUGACAGAGCGCCGUAGCAGCCCUCUCUUGCGUAGGAAAGACGGCCCCAUCCCUGCUGCAAAGAAACGCUCCCUGGACAUUGCUGUGUUUUUCUUCCCAGAGUCUGCAUGCAGCAGUGCACCGGGCUCUGGUCCCAGUUCCCCCAACACCAGCUCCAGUAACAUCCCCCAUGAGAAUGGCAUCCCCAUGUCCAGCAGCCCAGGAGAGGCGUCCUUGCUUCAACGGUUGGUUUCAAGGGAUGGGUCAGUCAGCCAGCUCUCGCUUUACACCUCCCCUUCGCUGCCCAACAUUACCCUCGGAUUGCCAGCUACAUGCCCGGGUAGCAAUACAAUAUCAGGACAUCAAGAUCCUGAGAGUUGCCUGGCACUGUCUGCGUUGCAGCGGGGCAUUCCUUUAACCUCCCCUUUCCUGCCUACUGCCCACUUGCCCCCCUACUUGGCAUCUUCAGGUCUGGACAGAGAGGGAGCUGGAGGGGGCACAGCUGGUCAUGUUCCCCUUCUCCAACACAUGGUGCUGUUGGAACAGAGCCACAGUCCAAUGGUUGGUUUAAGCGGCCUCCCACUACCGUCAUCGUCGAUCUCUAAGCUUGUGCGAGGCCACCACCCAUUGGGUAGAACCCAAUCAGCCCCCUUACCCCAACAGCAGUGUGGUCAAGCCCAGGCAUUGCAGCAGCUGGUGGUCCAGCAGCAGCACCAGCAGUUUCUGGAAAAGCACAAACAACAGUUCCAGCAGCAGCAACACAUCAUCAACAAGAUGAUGUCUAAACCCAGUGAUCAAGGCUCAGCUGUCAGCUCCACUACAUCCGUGUCAUCCAGGCAUCAUCAGAGUCACCCAGAGGAGACAGAAGAAGAACUCAGGGAGCACCAAUGUCUUUCAUCCUCCUCCUCCUCCUCAUCUUCUUCUUUGACCAUUAAACAAGAACCCCUCGACCCUCAAGAGCAAGAAGAGAGGGAGCAGAGGGAGAGGCAGGCUGAACAGGAGCUCCUGUUCCGACAGCAAGCUCUGCUGCUGGAGCAGCAGCGCAUCCAUCAGCUGAGGAGCUACAGGGCCUCAAUGGAAGCUGCAGGAUUGUCAGUGAGCUUUGCAGGCCAUCGCCCCCUCUCUCGGGCCCAGUCAUCUCCAGCCUCCUCCUCAUCUUUCCCCAUGAUGGUGCAGGAGCCAACUGCCAAGCCACGUUUUACUACAGGUCUGGUGUAUGACUCCUUGAUGCAAAAGCAUCAAUGUAUGUGUGGUAACACAAACACUCAUCCAGAGCAUGCAGGUCGCAUUCAGAGCAUCUGGUCCCGCCUACAGGAAACAGGCCUAAGGGGACACUGUGAGUGUAUCCGGAGUAGGAAAGCCACAUUGGAGGAACUACAGACAGUCCACUCUGAACACCAUGUUCUGCUGUAUGGAACCAACCCACUGCGACAGAAACUGGACUGUUCUGCCAGUCCGAUGUUUGUGAGGUUACCGUGUGGAGGCAUUGGGGUGGACAGUGACACCAUCUGGAAUGAGGUCCAUUCAUCCAGCGCGGCUCGUCUGGCAGUUGGUUCUGUGGUGGAGCUGGUCUUCAAAGUAGCAUCAGGAGAACUGAAGAAUGGUUUUGCGGUGGUGCGACCACCUGGACACCAUGCUGAGGAGAGCACUCCUAUGGGAUUUUGUUACUUUAACUCGGUGGCCAUAGCAGCCAAGCUCUUGCAGCAGAGGCUCAGUGUCAGCAAGAUCCUCAUUGUGGACUGGGAUGUUCACCAUGGCAAUGGCACCCAGCAGGCCUUCUACACUGACCCCAAUGUUCUUUACCUGUCACUGCAUCGAUACGAUGACGGUAAUUUUUUCCCUGGAAGUGGAGCCCCCGAAGAGGUUGGCAGCGGCCCCGGUACGGGCUUCAAUGUGAACAUGGCAUUUACUGGAGGACUUGAACCUCCCAUGGGUGAUGCAGAGUACCUUGCAGCUUUCAGGACUGUAGUGAUGCCUAUUGCCAAUGAGUUUGCACCAGAUGUGGUUCUGGUAUCUUCUGGUUUUGAUCCAGUGGAAGGACAUGCUCCACCACUGGGUGGAUACAAACUGACUGCCAAAUGCUUUGGCUACCUGACCAGGCAGCUGAUGGGCCUGGCGGGCGGUCGGUUGGUACUUGCCCUGGAGGGAGGUCAUGACCUCACAGCCAUUUGUGAUGCGUCUGAAGCCUGCGUCUCUGCUCUGCUUGGUAAUGAGUUGGAGCCCAUCUCAGAUGAUGUGUUGCAUCAAAGACCACACACCAAUGCUGUCCACUCAAUGGAGAAAGUUCUUGAAGCUCACAGUAAAUACUGGCGCUCAUUACAACGUUCGGCCUCCAUGCUUGGAUGCUCUUUGAGCGAAUCCCUAAGGCGUGAUGCUGAGGAGGCUGAGACUGUCUCUGCUAUGGCUUCACUAUCUGUUGCCAACAAGCACAUUGGAGAGAAGGCUGAAGAGGAACCGAUGGAAGAGGAAGGUCUCUUGUAAAGAGGCCUUGUUGGCUUUCGAGCACUGAGACUUUGUAUGAGAGUGUACUCACACAGCACAAUCUUCAUCGCAUUACCACUACUGCAACCGUGCUCUUGUCAUGCCAAGAUGCUGUCUGGCGAUGGUGGGCAAGUGGACACGCUGUGUUGGUGCAUUCUCUCAUUAACUGUGCGCAGCAUGGUUAGCAAAAACAGCGAUAUUAUCUACUCAGUACUACCUUCAUAUUCCAUCAUUUCGACAUUUAGUGCCAGUACUUUUCAAAAACUAAAUCCAUAUUCUUUGGUACUUUUUAGAAUGCCAGUCAAAAACAUGUACAGUUUGUGUUUUGCUGUAUUUUUUUUAAUAUUCCACACAUCCAUCCAAAUACAUCCAUCACAUUUUGAUUCUGCAUCAAGGAUGGAAUUUUCAAACUAUUGGAAAGAAUGGAACAUUUUCCAUUCCCAUGUCUGUAAGUUUUCUCAUUCCGGAAUUACUGACCGUUAAAGAAAUGCAUUUGUGCCUUUAGUUUUGCUAUUAUUCAACUAGUAUGAAUAGUUUGAGUACAGUAUGCCUUAAAACAGGUUCAAUUAAAUCCAAUCCGACCGCAUUAUUAUCUAAAAUGUCCGCAAGAUGUGUGCAUGUUAGUGGCACAGACUUAGCAUGUUUACCUUUAAUGCCCUGCAGCACAUUUCUCCUUUCAGUUUCAUUUGUAUCUAAUCUUGGAAGGUGAAAUCCAGCCAUCCAUUUCAGUCUUAAAAUCCCCAAACUACAUUUAAGUUGGGCAAAUGUCAAGUAGCAUGUACUGUAAGACCUGUGAAAAGUACAAUCUUGUCUUUGCAUUGUGUAGAAUGUCACUUAUCAAUUCACCUAAUGUCAACAUCUUGUUAAAAAGAGACCCCCGUGAAUAUUUCAACAUGUGAGGAUGGAAAUGUGAGUUUUUGACAACAUUGUUUCCAUAAUAACAAGGACCAAACCACCAGAGAGUUUCCAGAGGGGUGCAGCAAGGCCGCACAAGCACAGCUGCUUGGACAUCUGCUCCCCAAAUGUCAGGUGUUAGAGCACGUGGCAGGUGUGUGUACGUCUAUGCAGUUCACAGCACAUUUCCCAUGUUUUGGGGAGGUUUUUUUGUCCUUGCCCCAGAAUUAAAAAAAAAAUUUAGAUCAACAAACAAAUACAGAAUUUCAUUUAUUUUGAUUUUAUGAUGUAACAGUCUGUAGCUAUUUUGUAGAUUCCAUUUUUUGGGCAGCUACUUUCUUUCCUAUGUGUGACCUACAUUGUCAUCACAGGCUUAAUGAAUAUUGUCAGUAAACACAUCGUGACAUUCGUUGUUGUUUACUGGACUUUUGGACAUGACUGCCCUCAAUAUUCGUGCCACAUGCUUAUGACAAAUGACAUUCUUUCCAUUUUUCUCAGUCUUUGCAGGGAUGUUGAGUGAUGUUGAGUUUGUAUUUUUUAUCAUUUUGUAUAUUUUGUUUAUAUUGCCUUCUUGGUGUGUGUUACAUUGCGACAGAUGAGGGUUCUGACAUUUGGAAAAAUAACGUGCUGUUGUGGACUGAGGGUUUUUGUGGGAAAUGUUUCUACUUUGUAUACAAUUGUGUAUUUACUGUCUGUUCAUAGUAGAGUUAUAUAUGAAAAGAAAUGAUUAUAUUCUAUAACAAGUAUGAAUGCGUUCUUACGUGUCGUAGGCCCUUUGUCACUGAAGGCACCAUUUGCAGUCCUUGGUUUCAGUUUGUUGUUUGAUUGUGCUUUUUAUGAAUUAAUCUUUUGGUCUAUGAUGACAAGUUGUAGACAUUUUCAUUCCUGUGGCACCAGAUAUUUGUUGCCUUUACCCACCAAUCCUGCUUCACAUAUUCACGCUCAUACAGUGGAUCCUCGCAAAUAUGCGGGGAAAAAAUAUAUUUUAUUUUUGUAGUUUUUAUCUGAACUGACGGAACGACGUGACAUCGUCUGACUUGAGCAGGGUUAGCUCGUUGAAGCCUGACAACCAAAUGCUGGACUGUAACUCACGGUCCAUCUGUUUUAUCGAUCCUCAAACAUCAUCACUCAUUAGUGGUGCAUACCAAUACUUUUAUCGUUUCCAAUGUGAACCCGGAUUGAGCAUUUAGCUUGUUGGCUUCUGAGUGCACAGUGGCAGAGGGUUAUGUUGCUGAAUCAUAUAAUCACAACAGACAGCUUUAUUGCAAAUAAAGCAGCAGAGAGCAUGAAGGGCAUGCAAAUUUUUCAGUUAUCUACUCCCCGUUUUUGCCAUACGCUUGUUCGUGCCACUUCGUAACCCCCGCAAAAAGCCGGGAUCUACUGUAUUUGUACUUUUCCAAAUGUUCUUGUCUGUAGACUUUUGAUUGUAGAAAACAAUGCAUUUUAUAUGCCACCUGUUACAUUUUAGUAAUUCCAGAAACCUGAGACAAUAUUAAAUUUGAAUUUUACAAUUCAUGAACUUGACCCAUCUGAUUUAUUUAUGAAAUGAAACAAAGGACAGAAAACACAAAACGACACCCCCAACUCCACCCCAAUCCAACUCCACAACACCCAAGGACAAAUA